CCGGGGCUGUGCUGUGGCUGUGCCGGGGCUGUGCCCGCGCUCGCGCCGCCGUUGCCGCGGGGACGGGGUCGCUCGGCGCUGCCGGGAGCGGCGCUGCCAUGAACGGGGAGCGGCGCCUGCCCCUCCUGCCCGGCUGCUCCUUCGGGGACCCCACGAAAACCUCUUUUCAUCGGUCCCACACGCUGGGCUACAAAAAUGGAUAUGCCUUUUCUCGGCUGCCAACAGCGGGGAUUGGCGGGGAGCGACUCUACGUGAAUCAGCUUUCCAAAGCUGAAUUAGAUGAAUUGUCCAGCAAGAGGCUCGCGCUGACCUAUGGGCAAAUCAAGAGGGCUCCACCUUCCAGCUUCAUUCCAGCAUACGUGGCUUUGGACAAAAAGGUUUUGAAGUUCAAUGCCUAUUUUCAGGAAGACGUUCCUUUCUCCGCCAUGGAGCAAUACCGGGUCCGCCAGGUGGCUAUCUAUUACUAUUUGGAAGAUGACAGCAUGUCCGUCAUUGAGCCUGUUGUGCAGAACUCUGGUCUUCCUCAAGGCAAACUUGUCAGACGCCACCGGGUGCCCAAGAAUGACCAUGGGGAUUAUUACCACUGGAAAGAUCUGAAUCGGGGCAUGAACAUCACCAUGUAUGGCAGGACAUACCGCAUAGUGAACUGUGACCCGUUCACACAGGUGUUCCUGGAGAGCCAAGGCAUCGAACUGAACCCUCCAGAGGAAAUGGCUUCUGACCCUUACACAGAAUCGCGCCGGAUACCCAUGCGUGAGUUCAUCACACCCUCAGAUUUCCACAAACUCAAACAGUUCUUGACUUACGACAAGCAGGUCCUUCGCUUCUAUGCCGUUGGGGAUGACACUGACAAUGCCUUUGGUGAGAAUCGAUCUUACAUCAUCCAUUACUACUUGGCAGACGACACAGUGGAGGUUCGGGAAGUCCACAAGCAAAAUGAUGGCAGAGACCCAUUCCCAGUACUGAUAAAACGCCAACGCUUGCCCAAAACCUUUGUGGACCAGAUAAAGACGUUCCCAAGUUGUGUGCUCGAGAUCUCUGACCAGGAGGUGCUUGUAUGGUACACAGCUGAAGAUUUUGCUGUCGGCAAAUCUACCACCCUCCUUGGCCGCACCUUCUUCAUCUACGAUUGUGAUGAGUUCACACGAAACUUCUAUCGUGACAAAUUUGGCAUCACAGACUUCCAGGUGGUGGAGUUAAAGAAGAAACCACUUGAGGAGGUUCCAAAGGUAAUUCCUCCUUAUAAUGGUUAUGGCAUCCCUGAAGACUCUCUUCAGAACUGCUUUUCUCUGUUUCCAAAGCCUCCCAAGAAAGAUGUAGUUAAGAUGUUUGAGAAUGAUAGUAAGGUGCUGCGAUACCAGGUGACCCUGGAAUCACCAAUACCUAUGGACAGAAAGCGUCAUUUCAUCCUCUCAUAUUUCCUCUCCAAUGACAUGAUCAGCAUCUAUGAACCCCCAGUUCGUAACUCUGGCAUCACUGGAGGAAAGUACUUAGGCAAAACCAGAGUCCCCAAACCAGGCUCCACUCCAGACAAUAUCACGUACUAUGAGCCGUCUGAUCUCGCCAUCGGUUCCACAAUUGAAGUGUUUGGCCACAGGUUUGUUAUCACCGGGGCUGAUGAAUAUGUGCUUAAUUAUAUGGAGAGCAAUGCAGAGCAUUUCCCUGCAGCUACACUGCAGUCCCUGAGGGAUCAUUUUCGCCCACGGCAGGUGUCAAAGGAGACUGCCAACAGUGCCCUCCCCACACUUGGCAUCACCAAGCAGGAACUGGAAGAAUUAAUUCCACAGGUUCAGGAAGAACUGAAGCUCCAUAAGUCCUUGAACAACAAGAACAUCUGGGAGGCGUUUCUUCAGUGCGACAAGGAUGGCUGUGGCAUCCUGGACAAAGCACAAUUCUUAGCCCUUUGCGACAGCCUGAGUGUGCCGACCAGCGCCAUUCUGGUUCACAAGCUGAUUGACCUGUGUUCCUGUGGAGAAGACAAGAUAAACUACCACAUCUUCCUUAGAGCCUUCCCCUUGUGACCUUCCCCGACAAGCCAAAGAACAAGACCAACAAUAAAAUUCUUGGCUGAGUUGACUUUAAGACACUGUGCUUUAAAAAGGAUGCUCUAGUCUUCACCCUCGCUUCACUCAGUCUCUCCCUUCUCUUCUCACUACAGACAACUAAUUUCAUCCUUACUUUGUUAACUUUUCCCUCCAAACCUCUCCCUGCCCUUUCAGCUACCACUAAACUCAACUUCACAACUGCUGGAUAUGGAAAUGAAACUCACAUGAGAAAGAACUUUGGAGAACCAAAGUCACGUUCUCCUGUUGCUCUCUCAACUUUUUAACCCAGUACAGCAAGGCUUGCUAGAGCUAAAGGUCUCUAGAGCCUGGACAGAGAACCACUCCAGAUUUCUCUUGCAGAGUAAAAAGGGGCCUUUCACUGUCAGGCAGCAAAGACUGCCAGUUUAAAUUGUUAUUUGCAAUGCAAGGAGAUCCAAGAGCACUGCCAUGGACCACAACUAACUCACCUUUGAUAGUCUGAAGGUAAGCAAGUCAUGCAUGGCUGCUAUAAAAAGUGUUAAUAAAUCUGCUUUAAAACAAGUACCUCAUGGAUGGAAUAGCUGAGGAUUAAAGUGAGGGGAGAAAACACCACAAAAUUGAGAUUCCAGGAUUACCUGAAAUGGAGUUUAGCACUCACGUAGUCAUGGAGAUAGCAGGGCUCUGCACACAAAUGUGCUGGCAGCAGCUCUGCAUUUUUGAACAGAUGGUUGGGAGAAUGGUUUUAGGACUGAGAUGCUAUUGAAACCCACCUGAUGCAACCUGUCAUCUUAGCAGGCAGGCCCAGUGAAAAAGGAAAACUAGAGGUUGGCAUAGCAAGAGUUAUGACACUUGCGCUCCACUCAAGAGUCACGUCUUCAUCUCACCAUGAAGGUAAACGUGGCAGGGACCUUCUCGCCCCAAAUGACACCUGCCAGGUCUUGCCAUCAAACACACACACAAACAGCAGCUUAUCGCACAUAGCCGAGAGCAGAGCUCCUCAGAACAAAACACUUAUUUAAAUCAGCUCCUGUGCUGUGAAUUCCCAUUUCCCUUCAAACAGCUGAGUCUCCACAUGACUGCUCCCUCCCAUCUCCCCUUGUUCAGAAAGGACAUCGCUCUUCCCUUCUGAGCCCAUUUUGUGCUGCUGCUCGCUCCAUCCAAGAACUGCUACUUCUCUCUCUUGUCCACUUUGGAUUUCAAAGCACCG
Molecule: messenger RNA, 3231 nt
Organism: Cuculus canorus (common cuckoo)
Lineage: Eukaryota; Metazoa; Chordata; Aves; Cuculiformes; Cuculidae
Gene: EFHC1
Product: EF-hand domain containing 1
Exons: 11
Coding region: 99-2021 (640 amino acids)
Biological process (GO): cilium-dependent cell motility; mitotic spindle organization; mitotic cytokinesis
Cellular component (GO): mitotic spindle; axoneme
Molecular function (GO): alpha-tubulin binding; calcium ion binding
Source: RefSeq, a predicted model, not a curated record